GACUGCGUUUACACGUGCAGGGAGCAUGCAUUUGUAAUUUUGAACUCUGCGCUUUUAGAAAAGACCCCACCAUAUAUCGUUUGUUUUGUUGACGGAAACACUGAAAAUUAUCCAGAUAAUGGCAUUCCUGAAUCAUUUUAGGACUGCAUACUUGAAAAGUUUUCAAGGUGACCGGCUAAAUAAGCAGCUGUUCUUCAUUUUACGCGCCUUACACAAGUCAGCAUCCAGCGAAGCUUUGGGAAUCUCCGCAGCUGGAGAGGAGGCCAUACCUCAAAAACUGAUCACACCGGCGGAUGUCGGCGAGAAACCCCGUGUCAAGACCCUGAAGGAGAUGCCCGGACCCAGCACCCUAUCCAACUUCAUCGAGUUCUUCUGGAGAGACGGGUUUAGCAGAAUUCAUGAAAUUCAGAUGGAGCACAGAAAGAAGUAUGGAAAAAUCUUCAAGUCCCGCUUCGGCCCCCAGCUGGUGGUCUCGAUCGCAGACCGUGACCUGGUGGCUCAGGUGCUGAGGGCCGAGUGCAUGGCCCCUCAGAGAGCCAACAUGGAGUCCUGGAAGGAGUACAGAGACAUGAGAGGCCGUUCCACUGGCCUCAUUUCAGCUGAGGGAGAAGAGUGGCUGAAGAUGCGGAGCGUGCUCAGACAGCUCAUCAUGCGACCCCGUGAUGUAGCCGUCUUCUCUGAUGACGUGAACAAAGUGGUAGACGACUUGAUCAAGAGAGUUUGUAUUCUGCGCACCCAGGAGUCUGAUGGUGCAACUGUCCUGAACAUGAAUGACCUCUUCUUCAAAUAUGCCAUGGAAGGUGUGGCAGCCAUUUUGUACGAGUGCCGACUUGGCUGUUUGGAAAAUGAUAUUCCCCAGGAAACCCAAGACUACAUCCAUGCGCUGCACCUCAUGUUCAGCUCCUUCAAGACAACCAUGUAUGCUGGGGCGAUCCCCAAGUGGCUCCGGCCUGUCAUUCCCAAACCGUGGGAGGAAUUCUGUCUCUCCUGGGAUGGCCUCUUCAAAUUCAGCCUUAUUCACGUUGAUAAGAGGCUCGCAGAGAUCAAGGCCCAGCUUGAGCGGGGAGAGGAGGUGAAGGGGGGACUACUCACACACAUGCUCAUUACCAAGGAGAUGAGUCUGGAGGAGAUCUACGCCAACGUAACGGAGAUGCUACUGGCCGGGGUUGACACGACAUCCUUCACCCUGUCAUGGGCCAGCUACCUGUUAGCGCGGCAUCCUCAUAUACAGCAGAAAAUCUUUACGGAAGUGACAAGGACUCUGGGACCUGGGACAGUCGCCACAGCUGACGAUGUCCCCCGUCUGCCUCUCAUCAGAGGACUGGUCAAAGAGACUCUCAGGCUUUUUCCAGUUCUCCCAGGCAACGGAAGGAUUACCCAGGAUGACUUGGUGGUGGGCGGAUACUUCAUCCCCAAAGGGACUCAGCUGGCUCUGUGCCACUACUCCACAUCUUUGGAAGAAGAGAGCUUUGCUGAUGCCUUAGACUUCCGACCAGAUCGCUGGAUACGGAAAGAUUCCACAGAUCGCGUCGACAACUUUGGCUCGAUUCCCUUUGGCUACGGCAUCAGGAGCUGCAUUGGCAGGAGAAUAGCAGAGUUAGAGAUGCAUCUUGCUCUCAUAAGGCUCAUUCAAAGGUUCCACAUUGGCGUGUCUCCUCUCACUGCUGAUGUUAAAGCCAAAACCCAUGGCCUACUCUGCCCUGCUGCCCCUAUCCACCUGCAGUUCAUCGAGAGGGAAAACUAGACUCUGAGUCCUCUCCAUAAGGUCUACUGUACUGCCAAGAUAUUUUAGCAAGAUGCUUUUCUCUGGCACCACAAUUUGUUUUUGUUCAAACUGUGGAAGAACACUUAAUCACUUGAGUGGCAUUACAUGAUUUUAUUCCAUGUACUGUAUAUCCAUGAAACAUUAAAUACACAGUUACUGUGAGGGGGAAAAAACUUAUGUAUGUAAACAUACGGUAUAUAUUUGAAAUAAAAAUGCUUUUAAGUUUUUAAAAUAAAGUAAUUUGAUCUUCCUUUCAGUUGAAACUAAUUUAAAAAAAAAAAACAAAUUCAUCCAAACCUUGAUGCUCAGCCAGUGAAAAAUGUAUAUCUGUUUGUUCACACAAUAUAUUUGCAUCAAAUAACGUAAUGAGUGUUUUUGAUUUAUAUGCUGUUUGAGUGAAAUACAAGUAUUUUACCAGAAUAUUGGUUACAUUAUGAUUUUACUGAGAGGGACAAUGUAUGUUACAGAACAGUUUGUUGCAAGAGGAAGAGACACGUUGUUGUUGGUUUUUGCCAUUUUGAAGGAUCACAGUGACUCAAAAUAUUGUGCAUGCAGGCAUUGGUCAAAACCAUAGAUUGUUUUUAAAAGAAAUUUAAAAUUCCUUGUGAAGAUCUUUAAAUAUCCAACAAAAACCACACAUAAUGUCAUGUAAAUAGCAUGGUCACUGUAUAAAAUGAUAGACAAUACAUCUAAAUAAAUAAUGUAUCUAUACCAUGUAAUAUUUUGAUAAAAUUCAUGUGACUUUUGUAACCUGACUGAAUCCUUGAUAGAAAAAUGAGUACAAUUAACUUUGAUUAAA
Seriola dumerili (greater amberjack) is the source of this 2564-nucleotide messenger RNA. It is a transcript of the gene cyp27c1, whose product is annotated as cytochrome P450 27C1. The coding region runs from base 119 to 1744 and encodes 541 amino acids. The transcript is spliced from 10 exons. Gene Ontology annotation, molecular function: iron ion binding; monooxygenase activity; heme binding. Gene Ontology annotation, cellular component: mitochondrial inner membrane. NCBI's taxonomy places the organism in Eukaryota, Metazoa, Chordata, Actinopteri, Carangiformes, Carangidae. Gene Ontology annotation, biological process: cholesterol metabolic process; C21-steroid hormone biosynthetic process; cortisol metabolic process. The record is from RefSeq and is a predicted model, not a curated record.